Molecule: messenger RNA, 1427 nt
Organism: Colletotrichum phormii
Lineage: Eukaryota; Fungi; Ascomycota; Sordariomycetes; Glomerellales; Glomerellaceae
Exons: 4
Coding region: 50-1285 (411 amino acids)
Source: RefSeq, a predicted model, not a curated record
GACCCCGGCUUUGCGAGAGCAUCAUAGGUCAGCAGGGUUACUGCUCGUCAUGCACUCAAGAUCCACAGCAGACCCUGAAAUGGCUGAAGAGGCCAUGACGAUACCCUACGGAAAGGCAACGUUCCAGAAAGUCGCACAAUGUCUCUACCAACACCGAUCCCUUGCCUUUCUUCUAGGAAGGAUCUCCACUGCAUUAUUCAAUAGUCGAUCAGUGGCAUGGAAUCUUGGUGAAUCCAAAGCACCGGCCAUUGUUUACAAUUGCAAAUCCGAUACAUCGUCUCCUGGCGAACCCGACGAUAUAGUCUUGUCUGCGACACACUUCACUGACCAGCGAAUGACGUACGCUGCGAUGUAUGGAUGUACACCCAAAACAAUAUCGCUGGUAUCCACGUCGCUAGGGAUGUUCAAAGGACAGUCUCUUCACCCGUUAGUCAUGCCUUUAAUAUUUGCAGAGAUUGAACGCAAACGUCUCUUCAACGUCCUUGACCUGAAGGCAACAGCCCUUAGGCAGUGGAUCAUCAAACUGGAAGACAAGCUUCAUCAAGAGUCGCGAGCUUCCAAGUCAGGGAAAAACGAUGUGGAGCUUGGAUCAAACAACAGAGACUGUCAGUCCACCAAGCUAUGGAUAGAGGUCAGUUCACUUAGAAAUGGACUGCAGAGUCUCCGCGGACAGCUUGUGAAGAUGAUCGAGCAUUGCGAAGUACUCGGAGCGGCGGUGUCCAAACAGCCCGCCAAACGGGAUGGAAAGACCGAUAGACACGAUGAGGAGCAUAAGACAGGAGAAAGAAUCAAGACAAGGCUAUCUGAGAUGCUCAUCGAGUUCGAUAGCAAGGUGAGGAGUUGCGACAGCUUACUUGGGGGAAUGGCGUUGGCGGCGCAAAUGGAGUCGAACCAUUACACCAGGCGAGAUGCGAGAGUUGCAAUUGCUAUCGCUCGGGCGACGAAGAAAGACGGUAGCCAAAUGAAAAGCAUUUCACACCUGGGAAUGAUCUUUCUUCCCGGCACUUUUCUAGCUAGCCUAUUCUCGAUGUCAUUCUUCAACUGGACUUCCCCCGACAGCAAUCAGAUCAUAUCACCUUGGGUAGCUAUCUAUUGUGCGCUGACAAUUAUCGUAACAUCAUUUACUUUCUGGAGAAUGCGACGAUGGAUGAAGAAGGAGGAAGACAGGGCGCUCUUACUGUUCAUGAAGGAGAUCGAUGAAAAUGAGUCGCAAAUCUCAGCUGAGUCACAGGUCUCAACCGAUUCGCAGGUCUCGACCGACUCUCAGAUCUCAACCAAGGCGUGAUUUAUUAGUCAGGGAGUCUCAAUUCGGUCUGGGAACUUGCUACUACCUAGACAAGGGAUGCCAUCAAGCUGUUACGAGAAAAUCGCAGCUCAAAUUGGAACCAUAUGGUGAAACGGCCGAUGCAAUAAAUUCAAUUGAGUCC